Messenger RNA from Nezara viridula (southern green stink bug), 806 nucleotides. The record is from the annotation of a GenBank genome assembly. Lineage: Eukaryota; Metazoa; Arthropoda; Insecta; Hemiptera; Pentatomidae.
UACGUAUAUAUAGUUGGAUGCAAAGCUUGUUCAGUCAUUAUUCAUUCUUUACUGGCAUUAAGACAUAUCGACAACACAGGUUCUUGCAAACAUGCAGUGUUCAUACUUAAUUUUCCUUGCUGUAGUUUGCACAGCACAUUCUGUUUUGUCAAUGUCAUUAAAGGAGAUCAGUGAUGCUUGUAAGAAAGAGUAUAACUUUGAUGGCGAUUUAGAUAAAAUUAAUUACGACGAUCCUGAAUUUCCAAAAGAAGCUAAGUGUACAUUGGCCUGUUCAUUUGAGAAAAAGGGUGUGAUGAAAGCAGAUGGAUCGUUCGAUAAGGAAAAGGAUAAAGAGGCUGUUGAAGAAAUAGUGAAAGAUGAAGUGCUAAAAGCAAAGUUGAUGGCAGCGAUUGAUGAAUGUGAUGUUACAGCGAAUGCAGAUAAAUGUGAAGCGGCUUACGAGUUUGUAAAAUGCAAAAAAGCGAAGUUGAAAGCAGAUGGAUCCUUCGAUAAAGAAAAGGAUAAAGAGGCUGUUGAAGAAAUAGUGAAAGAUGAAGUGCUAAAAGCAAAGUUGAUGGCAGCGAUUGAUGAAUGCGAUGUUACAGCGAAAGCAGAUAAAUGUGAAGCGGCUUACGAGUUUGUAAAAUGCAAAAAAGCGAAGGCUGGACCACAUUGAAUAUGAAGACGGAAGGCUCAUUUAUUUUAUUAGGUUAUUCCCACUUACAUGUAGUCGAAUAUAUAAAUAAAAAUAAUUACCAUGUACAUUAAUAUACAUAUACAUUGUUUUUUAAUCUUUAACAAUAAAUAUUAACUUUAUGUCGAAAAUA